ACUAUAUGGGGUUAGCUUACCAGUCUGCUCUCGGCUGCCUAAGACACUGUCUUGAAUUUGUUUUUAUUUCUUGCUUUUUUUGGUAACCAUAAAGCGUAAAUAUUCCAAACAACAAGUAUGUGUCUAUAUCGUCACCGUUUGUCACCUUCCUCACCAUCAUUUUGAGUAUUUUUUACUUCAUAUGCAACUGGCUGUUGCGACGCUAGAUAUUAACUGCUCAUUUUUAAUUUUUGUAUUCCAUUCAUAUAAACAUAAAUAUGCUGCAAGUCGCGUUCAGAUAUCAACCAAUCGUUCGUAAGUCAACAGCAGAGCUAUGCGGAGUAAUUUUCGUAACGGCGAUUGGUGGAGGUGUCUUUCGGGCAUCCCCGGCACCCUUCUUAUAUUUCUACUAAUAUUGCAUCCAACGUGCAUUCACACGACUAGCGGAAAGGUCGAAGAAAGUAAACAUCAGUUUUUGAAAUUUACCAAGAAGAACUUUGAUAACACUACGACUACCAAGGCACUUAGUGAAGGUGGUACAAUGGUCCACUCCUUUCGGUUUCACGAUUUCGAACCUCGUUCUAUAAGCGAAUAUACUUGGACAGCAGCUUCUACAAGAACUAAAAUGUCUCCAAAAGUAGACUUAGAGGCUAAAGCAAUUAAUGGAGAAGAAAGUGAAAGUGUUCUCAGCGAAAACGAAAAACGAAAUGCUCGCGGUAUACAUUUUGAGGCUGAUGGCAGAGAUCUCUCCAUAAAUUUGGAGUUCAUCGUACCGUUCCUUCGCAUUCCUAUAGCCCGAAGUGUCGCAUUCACACAAACGGCCUUUCGAAAAUUGACUGAUCUCAACUCCGGUACCUUGCUACUGAGCAGCGGAUUUGCAAUUUUGGGUGCUCUUAUUGCGUCAGUAGUGAAAACAGCAAUUCUGCCCUCAUUCUAUGGAUAUGGCUACAAAAAAACAUCCCGAGCUACAGGUUUCUUAGAUGAUUUGAAUAUUGGUAGUAAUGCACCGAUAUUCAAAGAAGGACUAAACGUGUUCGAAAAUUUGGAGAAAAGCCUUCUCGCAAAUAAUAUAAAUAUAACGAGUUGCGCUCAACGAGUCAUAUGUAGUUACGUUCACCGGGCUACAACAGACGUACGGGCUGGGCUAGGUACACCAUCAGAUCGAAUUAUCGAUGGACUCGUCGGUUUGGAAUCUUUGAAAGUAUAUUUGAAUGGAACAGCUUUAAGAGAUGCUAUCGAGUCUGGCCUUAUGCAGGAUACAUCCCAAUGUGAGCAAACAUAUCGGAAUUGUGAAUGGCCAAAAAUACAGAACAAAGCUUGGAAAUUAGCUGUGGAUUUAAUGUCGCACUAUAUUGGAAGGCUGCUGUUCCCUGCUCAAAUUUCUUGCAGAAGUAGACAGACGUCUUCCCGAGGCAGACGGAAAAUCAGUAAAGUCAAAAAAUUCAAAAUGAAGUUCCUAGUGAGUAUACUUCUCAAUGCAUUCGUGAUGGUGCACUUGCCACUGGCUUUGUAUGCCACAGACGCCACUUCUGGUUCUUCAACCGUACAACGAAUUGGACGCAAUAGCUUUUUCUCAUUCCGUCCUCUGGGCAGCGAUGUGGCCUUAGGUUUGAAUUUUGAGAUGCCUUUUCUCAAAGUACCAAUGAAGCAGUAUAAAGACAAAAAUGGCAAUUCUCCAGCCAUGGUAAAUAUAAAUAUAGCAUCCUUGGUAACCGGUGGCCUAAUAGCUGGAGGCAGCAUCUUAGUGGCGCAUAUUAUAAGAUCUCUUAAUUUCUUCAGAGGACGUUCUGUUGGAAAUGAAAAAGUGAUACAGGAGGAGAACGGUCACGAAGCGGAAGCGAAAUCGCAACGUUUUGACGACUCGAAAAAUUUCUUCGAUCACUUUCGCUUGGUUUACAAAAACGAUACUGGCGACAGAAUAGAGACUACAUUGCCGAAUUUUUUCGCCCACAUUGAAGAAACAUUUCUCAACAAUAAAGUUGACAUCGCGAGUUGUACACAGAAAGCUGUAUGUCUAAUACUGCAGGAAUCAGAUCGAAAAGUACGUCAUGGGAUCGCUACUAGCUUUGAGAAAAUCAUAGACGCCUUGACCAGCUUUGAUUGGAUUUUGAAUGGUCUUUUACCUUAUGCAGAAUUAAGAAAAACCAUUGAGACCGGUAAAACAAAAACACGUACUAGCUGCACGGACGCAUAUCCAACUUGCAUAUGGUCUAAUCCGGAAACACAAUUACUUGAGCUACUGAAGUCCUACGUACGCUUUAAUUAAAGAUAAAAAAUUGUAUAAAUGCAAA
Molecule: messenger RNA, 2270 nt
Organism: Ceratitis capitata (Mediterranean fruit fly)
Lineage: Eukaryota; Metazoa; Arthropoda; Insecta; Diptera; Tephritidae
Exons: 6
Coding region: 314-2245 (643 amino acids)
Source: RefSeq, a predicted model, not a curated record